AUGGCCAAGUCCACAAGCACAUUCAAAGCAAAAAUCCCUGCUGCCCUGCACACCGCACCUGAAAGCGUCGACGCCCGCGUGGCUCUGAGUCCUGGCCGCGGUCUGGGUGUGGGGAGGCGCACAUGA
This is a messenger RNA of Plenodomus lingam JN3, 126 nucleotides long. Lineage: Eukaryota; Fungi; Ascomycota; Dothideomycetes; Pleosporales; Leptosphaeriaceae. The record is from RefSeq and is a predicted model, not a curated record.